CUGCCCAUUUGAAUCGAUACUGUUCCUCUAUCCUGUGCUUCCACGUGAUUAUUAUUGUCCAUGAUUCUUCAUCUUCAUCUUCAUACACAAGCAAUCAUCCAAUUCAAAUCCGAAUCCAAAUCCCCAUUUUCCCUGCACCGAACGUGGUCGACUCCUUGCAUCGAAGCGGUUGCUGCUUUUUUUUGGCUGUUUUGGAUUCCUCAGCGCUUUUCUUUGACUGGUACAGGUACUUGUAUUUGCAUGCCUUUCAAUCCUAUAAUGAUGUCUCACCAUCCGCGCAUCGAACAGUGAUUUUAGAUGAUCCAUUUGGAGAGAGAGAAGAGAGAGCGAGAGGGUCAAUUGUGGAUUCGGAGUUGGAGCUGUACUGUGGUAAUGAGCUGCUAACUUUAUUAUGGUUACAAAUGCCUUCUUUUCUUAUUUUAUGAUAACCGAAUUCGAUGGUGGGGGACAAGAAGUGAAAAGGGAAUUCUCUUGUUCUUUCUCUUUGUCUCGAGGGGUUUUAUGGGCUUCUCCCUCACUCUCACUAUUUACUCUUUCGAUCUUUUCUCCCUUUUGCUUAGCCUAUAAGAGGUAUCUGUUCAUAUAUCUCGUAUCGAUUCCUGGAGAUUCUUCUUAUAUAAUAGGGUUCUUCACUGUUAGAAUAUUGGGAAUUCCUUCCUGUAUUGCAGUUAGUUUUUUUUAAUUGGAGCAGAGCACGACUUUUGAUUCUAUACUGCGUGUUUCUAGCUUCCCAAGUGGAUGAUAUAAUUCGUAUGGAUGGUCAACAUUGGGGAAACAUAUUGGUUUUAAGAACCUAGAUGGAAGUCAUGGAUGUCAUGGUGCAGAAAAUGUGACCUGUGCUCAUGGAAGAUUUCCAAGGGACUACUGAGAAUGUUUUCGCAAAUGGAGAUGUAUAUAUCGGCAGUUUCAAAAAUAGUUUGCUAUAUGGGAAGGGAAAGUACACUUGGUUUGAUGGAACAACUUAUGACGGUGAUUGGGAAGAUGGAAAAAUGACAGGUAAGGGAAAGAUUAUCUGGCCAUCAGGAGCAAAAUAUGAGGGUGAAAUCUCUGGUGGUUAUCUUCAUGGUUUUGGCACCUUCAACUAUUCUGAUGGGUCCAUCUAUAAUGGAGAUUGGAGGAUGAAUAUUCACCAUGGGAUUGGACAAAAACUAUAUGCUAAUUUAGACAUUUAUGAUGGAUCUUGGAAAGAAGGGAUGCCUGAAGGUUGUGGUAGAUACUUCUGGAGUUCUGGAAAUUCUUAUAUUGGGAACUGGAAGGGUGGGCAAAUGUGUGGUAAAGGGAUCAUGAAAUGGGUAAAUGGUGAUCAUUUCAUUGGCUUUUGGUUGAAUGGAUUUCGACAUGGUUCUGGGGUCUAUCAUUUUGCUGAUGGUGCAUAUUACUUUGGAUCAUGGAGUAGGGGCCUCAAGGAUGGAAAAGGAACAUUUUAUCCUGCUGGAAGCAAACCACCAUCCCUGGAGAAGUGGCAUAACUUUCUUGGUUAUGAUAUUCAUGGAAAAGGGUUUCUAUCUCGUACGCUGUCACUAAAUUCAGAGAAAGAAAAAGCUCCAAAGCAUGGCCUUAAGCACAGUUUCUCAGAGAAAUUUUCCGUCACUGGAAUUUCAAGUGCUGGACUAUCAAAUUGGCCUAGGUCGAUGGACAUAAAUUGGGGCUUAAGUGAUCCUACUCGAGAAGCAUUAGCUGAUGAAGAUUCUUGUAUGAUGUCCCAUACAUCUGAUCAAGGUCAACAUAAUGUAGCAUAUAAGGAUAGAACGGUUUAUGAAAGGGAGUACGUGCAAGGAGUGUUGAUACAAGAGAGGGUUAAGGACUAUGAAGAAAUAUUUCAUAGAAGUAAGGAACAAAAGAAAACUACUGUCAAAGAAGCAAGAAAGGUGUCAUGCAUUAACUUCUUUGAAAGUCGUCGGAGCUACUAUUUAAUGCUUAAUUUGCAACUUGGUAUAAGGUAUACUGUUGGUAAGAUUACGCCAGUUCCCAUGCGUGAAGUUCGAUCUUCUGAUUUUGGAAAACGGGCUAGAAUAGUGAUGUACUUUCCUGGAAAGGGCUCUCAGUUUACACCUCCACACUAUUCUGUUGACUUUCAUUGGAAAGACUAUUGUCCUAUGGUCUUCAGGAAUUUGAGGGAGAUGUUCAAACUAGAUGCAGCCGAGUAUAUGAUGUCCAUAUGUGGCGAUGAUGGUCUAAGGGAACUCUCAUCUCCCGGGAAAAGUGGAAGUAUCUUUUACCUUUCUCAAGAUGAUAGAUUUGUGAUCAAGACUCUGAAGAAAUCUGAGUUGAAGGUUCUACUCAAAAUGCUUCCUAAAUAUUAUGGUCAUGUAAAAGAACAUGAAAAUACCCUCAUAACAAAAUUUUUUGGUCUCCAUCGCAUAACAAUUUAUGGUCACCGUAAGGUACGCUUUGUGGUCAUGGGAAACAUGUUCUGCACAGAAUUAAAAAUUCAUCGUCGUUAUGAUCUGAAGGGCUCAACUCUCGGGAGAUAUACUCAUGGAGAUAAAUCCAGAGAUGGUAUAACAAUGAAGGAUCUCGAUUUGUCAUAUGAAUUUCAUAUGGACAAAUUAUUGCGACAAUCCCUUUUCAAACAAAUUUCUCUCGAUUGCAUGUUUUUGGAGUCUCUGAACAUAAUUGACUAUAGCCUACUGCUCGGAGUGCAUUUUCGAGCUCCUGAGAAACUGAAGGCUUUGUUGGAACCUCCUGCUACAGUUCAUAAUCCUGAUAAUUUACACCAUGAUGAUGAAGGUGAAUCUUCAGUAAGCGAGCCAAUGAUUUCUCCAAAGGGUCUAUUACUUGUAACACAUGAACCUAGCUCUGUAACCACUGCUCCUGGUCCUCACAUCAGAGGAAGACCAUUGAAGACCUACUCAUUAGGUGACAGAGAAGUUGAUGUAUUACUGCCUGGUACAGCGAGAUUUCGAGUGCAACUGGGAGUAAAUAUGCCAGCCCAGGCUAGCCACAAGCUUCUUGAUGAUAAGUCGGAGUCUUCAGAAGUAGAACUUUUUGAGUUAUACGACGUAGUUCUUUACAUGGGCAUUAUAGAUAUACUGCAAGAAUACAAUUUGAAGAAGAAGCUAGAGCAUGCGUGCAAGUCUUUAAGAUUCGACCCUCUUUCGAUAUCGGUCGUGGAGCCUCAUUUGUACGCCACACGAUUCAAAAGGUUCUUGGAAAAGGUCUUCCAUGACUUGCCAUGAAAAAUGUAAGUAAACCAGCUUGUAUCUGUAUUUGUUUUUGGUUUUUUGAGUUGUGCUCUCUUUCCUUUGUUUUUGUCGUCCUUAUUGUGUUCUGUGUUAGAUGAUUUGCUUAAGUUGCCUUUGAAAUAAAGAGUACAGGAUCAUUUUACAGUCAUUCAUUGUAAAGGUAAUAAAUGUUUAUUCAAUAAAUGGACCAUAGUUUUAUUCUACUGAGAGAA
Cucurbita maxima (winter squash) is the source of this 3397-nucleotide messenger RNA. RefSeq names its product phosphatidylinositol 4-phosphate 5-kinase 8-like. Gene Ontology annotation, molecular function: ATP binding; 1-phosphatidylinositol-4-phosphate 5-kinase activity. The record is from RefSeq and is a predicted model, not a curated record. Gene Ontology annotation, biological process: phosphatidylinositol metabolic process. NCBI's taxonomy places the organism in Eukaryota, Viridiplantae, Streptophyta, Magnoliopsida, Cucurbitales, Cucurbitaceae. The transcript is spliced from 11 exons. Bases 843 to 3179 code for a protein of 778 amino acids.